GAUAAUUUUGUCAUAUACUUAAAUCAAAGAAAUUUUUAUAAGCACUGACCAUUAAUUUUGUACACACUCUUUUUUUCAUUUAAUAUAAUUUUUUUGAUUAUUGAAAAAACUUGAUUGAUUGUUCUUUUAUAUAAAAAAUAACUAUAUGAACCAUAGAAAUAGAAAAAACAAUUAUGGAUCAAGUCAUACAGCAAAAAGUUGCAGAGAUAGCAUCUCACGUAGAAAAACAAUUAGAUGCAGAGAUAGAAAAAUUAGAUAACUUGAAUAUUGAUGAUAUUGAAAAAUUACGUGAACACAGAUUAAAAGAAAUGAAAAAGAUGCAACAACAGAAGCAAAUAUGGCUCUCUCAGGGUCAUGGAGAAUAUACAGAAUUAAGCGAUGAAAAAGAGUUUUUUGAAGUUUGCAAAAAAUCAGACAAAGUUGUAUGUCAUUUUUAUAAAGAUGGAACUGAACGUUGUAAAAUUGUUGACAUGCAUCUCAAAAUAUUGUGUAAAAAACACAUAGAGACUCGAUUUAUAAAAUUGAAUGUUGAAAAGUGCCCUUUCUUAACGGGACGAUUAAAAAUAAGAGUUAUUCCAACAAUCGGUUUAGUUGUUGAUAGUAAAACAAAGGAUUAUAUAGUUGGAUUUACUGACUUGGGCAACUGUGACGAUUUUUCAACAGAAGUAUUGGAAUGGAGAAUAGCACAUGGUGGUGCUAUUAAUUAUAAUGGUGAUUUGAUGCAUCCACCUGACAAUACGAAAAUACAAAAACAAUCAGUAACUAGAAAAACUAUUCGCGAAAAGUAUUCUGAUGACUCAGAUAUAGACUCCGAUUAAGUAUAUUUAUAUUGAUUACUUGAACUUGAAAUGUUUAUAAAUUUUUUGUACUGUUUUCUACCAUUAAUACUUAUGCAUAACUUUUAAUCAAAUGCUGGAAUUUAAUAAAUAGAAAAACAUAUUCUGAUUUUAUAACAUUAUAUUUUUCGACUUAUUGUUACUGCAUAACUUCUACAUUUUCUUUUCACACAUAAAAAAAAUAAUUCUUCAUGGAA
Messenger RNA from Phymastichus coffea, 1033 nucleotides. RefSeq names its product thioredoxin domain-containing protein 9. The record is from RefSeq and is a predicted model, not a curated record. Gene Ontology annotation, biological process: microtubule cytoskeleton organization. Bases 174 to 818 code for a protein of 214 amino acids. NCBI's taxonomy places the organism in Eukaryota, Metazoa, Arthropoda, Insecta, Hymenoptera, Eulophidae. The transcript has 4 exons. Gene Ontology annotation, cellular component: cytoplasm.